UUGUUGUUUUGUAACGCUGCUAAAUCAAUAAUUUUAGUGGCGGCUAGCGGCCAUCGCGUUCUUAAUUCAAAUACUUUGACGUUUCGAAUGCUUUGGGUGUUUUAACGGUGUGCUAUCGGAACUGUUAGUUUAACGAGUUCUUUGUAAUCGUCAUUGAAUAGCAAAUAGGCGUGCGAAAGUUAUUUAGCGUAAUCUAAAUUCUGUAGAUAUAAACUUGGUGAUAAGUGUCUCCGCUUGUUCGAGGUUAACAUCGCCGAAAUAGAAAUGUGCAAUCAGUGACAAACCAAGUGUAGUGUAUCAAGUGUUGUGCAGUGAAGUGACACGAAGUGAAAUUCGGAAAUGUUUACCAUGGCAGUGUACAACGGCGGUCCGUGUUCUGAAUGAUAGCUACCAUUGAAGGCGUGGUAUGGACAAGGAGAACGGAGAAGGCGACGCGGCUGCUAAGCCGCCGCCAGAUGGGCUGCUCGACCCAGCGGGGCUCUUUGGAGCGUAUUGGGGUCGAGAUGGCGCUGCAGGCGGUGCAGCGGCUCAGGCACAAGCGCAGGCGCAGGCGCAAGCGGCACUCUUCGGCUUCGGGUCGCGCUACCCCCCACCAACCACGCUCGGUGUCGCUGCCAACCAGGCUGCUUCACUUGGACUGCAUCCCGCUGCGAGUGCAGCAUGGUGGUCCAUGGCGUCGCAUCUUGCAGCACAAGAUUACCUAGCUAGGCUGCAAGCAUCGGGACUGAAUUUCCCCCCACUGGGUGACCCUUAUGCGGCCCUAUCCGCUCUAUCAGGCGCUGGUAUGAAGCAGCCAUCCAAACCUGCGAAACAAUCAAAUAGAAGCGAAAGUUUAUACAGCAGGUCUGGUCGAAGCAGUACAUCAUCCAGCAUGUCAACGAAGGAUAAGAGUCCAGCCACUAGCACGUCUAGCUCUCAACCCAAUAUGGCGGAUUGGGGCGCUAGCUACGGUUUCCCGAAGACCUCAUCUCCUUCAACGAUGCCCUCCCAGUCAAUGUCCAGCCUGGCGUCGCUGAACAACCUUGCGCAGCAGCCGCUGCAUUCCAAACCGAAUAAACCGCAGCAUCCCCCGUCUUCCAGGAAGAGCGGGUCCAGCAAGGACAAGGAGCUGAUGUUGGCGCACGCGCACUCCGCCUACCACGCCGCGCUCGCCGCGCACAAGGGGAAGAAUAUGUCCCCACUGUACCCGUUCGGAGUCGGAGGUGAUAAAGACCGUAGGAGUGGCAUUGACUCUCUCACAGGUCUACCGCAUACAAUUCUAAGCGAUCCAUCGUCAGUGCUGGGCGGCGUGCGGCUGCCUCCAGACACGGAGAUCAUCAAAUACACGUCCUCGCUCGCCGGACCCAAGGCGCAGCCCGGCUCCACGACCCGCGGCCGCAAGAAGACCAUCUCGCUGGACCCGCCGCACGUGUCCGUGCACCCCGCCGAGCGCGCCAGCAAGCGGCAGAAAGUCGACGAAUACGGUAACUCCCGUUCGUCGGUGGAAGUGAUCCGGUUACCCAACAAGCCGGAGCGCUCCGGAGCCAACUCGGUGUCCGGAACUCCGCCGCCGAACCUCUCUGAUUACGCAGGCAUAUCUCGGGAACUACUACAAACAAUAGCCAGUCAAAGUGGCGUCAGCUUAGCGGCAUUGGAGCGACAGUUAGCCGGAUCGGCGCCUGCGUCCGACUCAGGUCUGAACCUGAGUACGAAGUCUGGUGGUUCCGAGGACGCUCCUCUGGACCUGGGUCUGAAGACGGACGACGACGCACCACUCAACCUCUCGCUCAAGCCCACCCCACCGAGCUCACAAGCAUCGGAUGCACUCUCCCGACUUACGUCACUGAGCAGCUCACUCAGCGCUUCGAAUGACAGGAUAUCGCGGCGCAAGCCGGGCGCCAAGCCGCGCCGCGUGGCGCCCGAGCUCAACGCGCACGUGGCCGACUCGCCGCGCCCCAAGUCCAGCGGCAGCGAGGACAGCGAGUCGGUCCCCGCCUGGCCCGCGCGGGAAGGCAGGCCUCGUAACUUGGGUCGGGGAGUCAGCAAACCCAAGAAGAAUACAGUGGCUUCUCUUUUAGCGCAGAGCAGAGCGCUCGGCCUGCGCCCCGCGCUCGCGCAGCACCUGCUGGCCGAGACCGACCUGGAUAAGCUCCGCGCGCUGCUGUGCGAGGGCGGCAGCACGGACUCGGAGUGCCCGUCCGACAGCAACCCGUCCGACUCGGACGCCAGCGACGGCGGCCGCCGCCACGACGCGCAGCUGCGCCUGCCGCUCGCUCUCGGCUGGAAGCGCACGACGGUGAUCAAGGGUCUGUCGCGCAACUGCAACAUCAAGGGCGAGGUGAGCUACAGCGCGCCCGAGCCGCACCACCACGUGGUGGUCAAGUCGGCGCACGAGCUGCAGGCGUUUCUAGAUGCGAACCCCAGUCCCCCGCUGUCGCGGGACAACUUCAGCUUCAGCGCGCGCACGUUGCUGGGAGACUACCUGCAGCCGGCCGACGGGGCGGACCCCCUCGUGCUGGGAGAGGCGGAGAUUAUAAAGCGGCUGGAGGAGGCGCGCGCGCUGGCGGCGCUGAGCGGGCGGCCCACGCCGCCGCCGCUGGAGCGCCGCAUGGAGCUGGCGCGGCGCCAGCAGGCCGCCCGCGACGCGCGCCGCGACCACGGCCAGCGCGGCCGCGACCAGGCUCGUCUAGUCAGAGAAUUGGAAAGAUCGGAGAAGGCUGAACUGGUUAAACGUGAGAAGGAAGCGAGAAGUCAGCAGUUACUAGAGCAAAUCAACAAGAAUCGAUCGCAGCUCACCAUUGAAGCUUUGCCAACGCCAAAAAUAAACGAUGAAUGGAAAAUUCCAGAAAUCGUUAUGGGACCCGCGACGAAGUCCAACAAAGACAGGACAAUGCCGCAAAUAAGCCUUUCCCUGAUACCAGUCAGUGGUCUGAGAGAAAAUAUGCCAAUAAAAACUAUGAAUCUAGACCAGAAUUGGAAAGGCGAAGCCGAGGAAUACAAUGCGUUGGACAAAAUGAAAGAUUUUGCAGAAAAGGCCGCCUUCGACUUACCGAAACGACCGAACGAUAAAUAUUUCGACUUCACACUAAUUAAGACACCGGACAAGAGAAAGGCGCCGGACAAAGAGAAUAAUCUAGAGAAAUUAAUCGAAUCUUAUUCGAGAAUAACCGAAUUCAUAAAUGGUUGUGAUUGGUCGAAAUUGCAGGGCGAUAAAAAAUCAGACGACUCGAAGAGUCUAGAACAGAAAUAUUUAGAUGCGAAAAAUGAAUUCAUGUCUCAGAACUUGAUGUUGAUGCCCAGAGACAAUCAGAAAUCCGUCCAAAAGGACGUCAUAGAUUUGAGCGGAGACGACGAUAAUGUUUUGACCGAUAUUAUAACAAAAAAGUUAAAUAAAGGGAUAGUUAAUGUCGGAAAAGACGGCGCAUUGUCGAUAUCGGUUCAACCGUUUGGAAAGGACGCUUACAGUCCGGCUAAAAAGAGGAAACAGGAGGAGUUAGAGAAACAGAAGAUUGAAGAUCAGGCGAAGAGACAACAGGAGAGAGAACUGAAGCGACAACAGGCCAUGCUUCUAAAGGAACAGCAAAAGUAUAUAAUGGAGGAACGUGAACGACGUCGACAGCACACGACAUUCAUCCGUCAAUUAGAUUCUAGAAGACGCUGGGAAGAGAGGGAGAGAAGAAAGCACCAGAAUCUUCUAGAUCGAUUACUCGUUAAGGAGAAGAAAUUGCAGCAGAGACGGAAGGAAAUGGAACUAUUAGCUGAACUUCGACGACCCCAAGAAGAUUCAACGCUAUCAGAUCAGAAACCUCUACCAACCUUGGAUAGAAUCCCCGGCUUGAAGAUCUCGGGGCAGGCGAUGGCCGACCUUCUGCAAGUGUACGAGUUCCUGCACAACUUUGGACAAGCUCUUGGAUUCGACAUGGAAUACCUCCCGACACUGAACACGUUGCAAUUGGGUCUCAUCCCCAACUGUAACCAGGACGCUGAAGACGAGCUGUUGAACGUGUUGUCGAGACUGCUCGUCAUAGCGAUCGAGGAGCCGGGCAUCCCGCACCCCGGGCGGCACACGACGCUGCUGGGCCACGCGCUGCGCCUGGCGGAGCCCGCGCCGCACACGCUCAGCGAGCUGCUGCGCAUCUACCUGUACGCGCAGGCCACCGCCGAGGUCAAGGCGCUCACCGGCUUAACGGUUGAGCGAGAACGCGACCGUCGCGUGGCUGAUCACCAUCAAAGCGACGCGGAAAUGCAGAUGACCUGCGCCAGCACCAAGAACGGGACGUACUAUGAGCAUUUACACAGUAACGCUACUUACAAACUAUCCGAGAUGCUGCGCGACAAGCCGUUCGUGGCGCUGAGCCCGGCCAGCAAGGCGCGCGUGCUGGCGCGCGUGUGCGACGAGCUGCUGCAGAGCCGCGCCGUGCUGCGCCAGCUCGACGCCUCGCUCGAGCACCUCGCGCAGCUGCGCCGCGAGCGCUACCUGCUCGACGCGCGCAUCCGCAAAGUGCGCGCGCUGCAGCAGCGCAAGGCGCGCGCGGAGGCGGCGGAGCGGCAGCAGGCGCUGGCGCUGGAGCGCAUGCAGCGCCUCGUGGACGACGCGCACGCACACCACGCGCCCGAUCACCACGAAAAGAUCGAGACGCCCAAAAAACAAGAGAAGGAAUCCUCUCCACCGUCAGAUGACAAACCGAACACACCGUCUCCUUACAAGGAAACACCGGAAGAGAGCGAUAAGGAACUGUCGCCCUUAAAGGAUCUAUCCAAUAAUAUGAAAAACAAGGAAUUGUUGAAUAAUAAUAAGGACGACUGUUCCCCAACUGACGUCAAAAUUGAUAAGGACAGUGUCAUGGGCGACUGCGAUGUAUUGAGUGAUUUGGAAAGCGAAGGAACUCAGCCCGAGGAGGACGAAGACAAGAACCUAUCGUCCGAGGAGCUGUCCCGUAAGCUGGAGAAGCUGGUCCGGCAGUCCGAGCAGCAGCUCAUAGCGCUGGCGGCGGGCUCGCACGCGCUGCGGGCCACGUGCUACGGACAGGACAGGUAUUGGCGUCGCUACUGGUCGCUCGGUAAAUGCGGCGGAGUGUUCGUGGAGGCGAUGGAGUCUGCUCAGCCGGAGAUAAUGGAAUACCAGGCCAGAGUGGAAGAAAACGCUUUAGAUCCGAAGCCCAAGAUUAAGACACCGAAAGAAAAACAAGAAUCCGAACAAGAAGAAGAGAAAGAACAGAUGCCAGAAAUAGACGAGGAGGCGGAAGCGUUAGAGCUAAGAAGCAUUAAGAGUGAACUGAACCUCAGCGAUAGAACGCAGAUCAUCAAAUAUGAGCCGAACGUCACGCAUGGAGCUUGUAAAGUUGAAGGUUCAAUUAAAAUGGAAGAGAAAUACAUACAACAUAAGCAGAAUAACGAGGAAGAAGACAUGUUAGAUAUAGAAGACUCCAUCCCAACAGCUUUCCUCGUACAGAAACCCUCGCAUAAACCAAUGUACGCCACCCAAGCGGAACCCAUGGACAAACCGCAGGAGAUCGUCAAAGUCGAGAACGUUGUCAAGAACGACCCAGAGGAACCUGAAGAUAACAAAGACAAUUUAGUGAAUAAUCUAGAAGAAUUACGAAAAAUGGCCGAGGCAGUGUCGUCCCAACUCGAUGCAGCCAAAAAAGCGGAAAGCGAAAAAGCUGAAAAGGAAGCCAAAGUAGAGAAUGAAAUUAAAAAGGAAGCAUUGGAAACUGAAUCGGCGCACGCAUUGCUAUACACGAAGAUACUGGAAGGGAAAUGGUUCUCUAUCCUAAGGCACGAGAGUUCAUUUUUGACGAGCAUCAAUGAGGACAAAGCGAACGAUAUCCCCAUGUUCUGUGAUAACGAACACACGUGUUCAGAGGUUGUGAACUGUCAGGGGCAUAAAUGGGACGUGUCAAAUAAUUUGCACUUACUGAACGACCCGAGUCUCUUCACUCUCAACUCGAUGGUGACGAGCGUUCAAGUUCCUUCGAAUAACGUUUACGCGGAUUCGAGUUUGACGCUGUCCGGAUUGGACCAGGAGAUGAUGGACGCCACCCUCAACAAAGAUAACGUUCAAGACGUGGAAGUUGAAGAAGAAAGUAAAGAACAGGAAAAUGAUCUAGAGAAAGAACUCCAAGCGGACGCUACGAAGGACCUCGCAAUACAAAAGGCAAAAGCCUCCGGCUUGUCGAGUCUCGGUCUCCUGAACUUCAACGCGCUCUCAACUUACGUCACCUGCGACAGUCCACCGCCGAUACAGAUGUCUCCCGAGGAAAUGGAGCAGCUGGAACAGUGUAAAAUACAUGGACUACCCAAAAAAGUCGAAGGGAACUACGUGCCCAAAGACCUGAGACACGGCUGGUGGCGCAUCACAGAGGAGGAGCAGCUGCGAGCCGUGCUCGACGCGCUGCACUCGCGCGGAGCGCGGGAGAGGGAGCUGCAUGCCGCCUUCGCGCACCACCUACCCACCCUCAAUACCAAGAACCCCCCGUCCCUCCUACAGCUGUACGUGGACAAGGGCGACCCGGCGAGCCAGCUGCCGGCCAGCCCGGCGGAGCGGCUGCUGGCGCAGAGCGGCGCCUUCCCCGCGCCCGACGAGCCCAACUCGUUCUGCGCGCUGACGGCGCGGCGCGUGGACAUGCAGCUGCUGGCCAUGGUGGAGGCGCUGGAGGAGCGCGUGUCGGCGGCGUCCAUGCAGGUGAAGGGCUGGCGCGCCGUGCGCCUGGCGCUGCCGGCCGCCGCCUCGGGCUCCGAGAUCGUGGCGCGCGCGCGGCACAAGCUGGCCGCGCUCGAGGCGCACGUGGAGCGCCGCUACCUCAAGCCGCCGCUCGUGCACAGUACGACGGAAGCAACACUGGGCGCAGUGUUGCAAGCUGAGCACGGAAAUGCAUCAGCGACGUCUCCGCACUCGGAGACAGCCAGUGAAGCCAAAAACGAUAACAAGGGCAUAGCUCGCGGGCUCGCGACGUGGCGCGAGGCGGUGGCGCGCUGCAACACGUCGGCCCAGCUCGCCAUGCUGCUGCAGGCGCUGGAAGCCGCCAUCGCCUGGGACAAGAGCAUCAUGAAGGCGAAUUGUCAGUUCUGUUUGUCCGGCGACAAUGAGGGGCAGCUGUUGCUGUGUGAUGGUUGCGAUAAAGGGUACCACACUUACUGCUUCAAGCCGAGGAUGGAGAAAAUACCGGAAGGAGACUGGUACUGCUGGGAGUGCGUGAACAAGGCGCGCGGCGUGGCCCGCGAGCGCGUGUGCAUCGUGUGCGGCGGCGCGGCGCGCGGCCGGGCGCUGCCCUGCGCGCUCUGUGCGCGCGCCUUCCACCUCGACUGCCACUACCCGCCGCUGCACAAGACUCCGCGUGGCAAAUGGUAUUGCUCCCAAUGUAUUUCCCGAGCGCCACCCAAGAAGCCUCGUAAAACAAAACGCGACAGCAAAAACAAGGACACAAGUGCGAAUAUCGACCUCGACGCGUCUAUGGUGCCAAGCCCCGCGGCCUCCCACGCGUCCACGUCCACCACGGCCGAGGAGUGCCCCGCCAGCGCGCCCACGCCGGAGAAGGAGCCCGACAAGCCGGAGGAGCCCACUGCCGAACCCACUCUCCUGCCGGCCGAGCCCAUGCAGACGGAACCGGAGAAUGGGCUCAAUCAUCAUACUGUACCAGAGAUCAGUGACGAGGGUUCGCCGGAGAAGCGCAGGGCGCCGCAGCUGGUUGCCGGAAACGGAGCCCUACAACACGACCACGCUGACGUUGUGGAUGGACAAGUUGAAGAUCGUGAAUCUGAAAAUCUUCCGCUUCUGUCUCGUGCCAAGAAGGAGAAAAAUAGUGCCAAAAAACAAAUUAAGGACAUGCAAUUUUGCAAGAACUUACUCUGCGACAUGGAGUGUCACGAGCACGCGUGGCCGUUCCUCGUGCCGGUCAACACGAAGCAGUUCCCGCAGUACAGGAAGGUGAUCAAAUGCCCAAUGGACCUCUCUACCAUCAAGCGGAAACUUCAUGAUUCCAUAUAUAAAUGUAAGGAAGAGUUUGCAUCAGAUGUGCGUCUCAUAUUCAGCAAUUGCGAAGUUUUUAACGAAGACGAUAGUCCCGUUGGUCGCGCGGGACACUAUAUGAGGCAGUUCUUCGAGGAGCGAUGGACCCACGCCUGACGGGCCCUCGACGUGGACCGUGGACCGGCACAGAGUGAACAGUGAAAUAGCAAUGUUGAAUUUUCAAAGUGAUGUGUGGUUUUAUUUGAAAAGUGAUACCACAGAUGCUGUGGCUGAUUGAAUAAGUGAAUGAAGAGACCCGAUAGCGUAAAAAACCUUUUAUAAAUUAAAGGACAAUGGAAUAUGACUGAAUAUAAAUCUGAAACAAAGUUAUUAGUGAAAUUAUUUUCCUGUACAAAUAUUGGUUAUUGAGAGUUUGUAGUAUGAGUUGUUUUGUAACCGCAUUGAUUGAUCGAAUAUGUUUGAUGGAAUAAUUUAUUUAUUAUCUGUUACGUUGAUCUCGAUAAUAAUAGAAUCGCAUCACGCUUGCUAAAUAGAUUAAAGAGCUGACUCAGAAUAAGACAAUAACAUACAAACAUGACAUUAUUAAGACUUGAUUUUGUGAAAACGAUGAAUGAUAACUUCCUUGUUUGCCAAUAAACGCAAUACUUCUAUGACGUAUUUAUUUAAAAAUGAUAUUUGAAAGUGAAAAAUGUUUUCCAAUAUACUACUUAAAUUACGACGAAAACAUUCCUAACGAAAUUCAACUCAACGACCGUUUUAAUAGGUCACAAAAUCGGCUAAGACGAAAUGUAUAUUGCGAAUCUCAUGUAUAAAUGUGGUUUUAUUGUAAACAAGGCGACGCACACACCUAUGAGUGAACUUGUAUUUAAUUUAGACUGUAAAUAUUAUGAGGUAUAAAAGUAUUAAGGCUAAUGUUUAAGGAUAGCGAAAUUAGAUCGUCGAUGUCAUUCAAUGAAUAUUAUUUUUUUAAUUUGUGUAGCAACGAAGCAGUAUUCAACUCCUCUGCAUUUCUUCAAUUCGAUACUGAAUUUGGCCAGUCAUAGUGUUUGUAAAUGUCUACUUGAAUGUAAAUGAUCGUGUAUUUCAAAAUAUUUGUAGACGGUGUACUGAUGUAUGAGUAGGACCGUUUUAUUGUAAACUAUAGGUUUGGACCAGGGUAUUUCUAGGGCACGUUAUUUGUAACUAAAUUCGAAUCAUAAUAUGCAAUAUUCCAUAUUAAAAGAGUAUAUAUAUGUACAAUUAUUUUACAUUAUAACAUGUAUGACCCUGGCCUAAACCAAAUUCACUUUGUUGAAUAGUAUAGAAUGUGAGUAAGUGUAGAUUAGGCCUAAAUUCGUAAAAUGGUAACACUGAUUAUUGAAGGGAUAUUUUUUUAAUUUUCGAAUAACAUUGCCAUUACAAAAAAAAAAAACUUUUUAAUUUUUUUUUAUCAAUUCCAGUAAAAGUAUACAACUUUUCUUUUAUAAUAAAUGAGAAUCUGGUAUUUAUUAAUUCAGCCAACUCUUCAAAUUAUCAUUUGUAAAAAGAAAUAUUGAUUUUAGUUGAUUUAUUUAUAUAAUAAAGUUUAAUUUAUUUCAAGUGAUUCACAAAGUUUUAGUACUUAUAUUGGCUUGAUUUUAAUAAAAAAAUUAACAGAAACGAGCCACUAAUUGUCCAGUAACGUUUUUAAAUAAUAACAAAGAGCAAUAAUUUGUAUAAUAGCUUUACGACAAGGAUUUUGAAACUGAUGUAACUCAUCGUCGAUAUCUCCGGCGACGGUUAGACGUUGCUAAAUGUUUAUGCGAAUUAUAAAUUCUGGACACGAGCACAAAGUCUAAUUUCCUUAAUAUAUAAAGGAUUCACUUCAUAGUUUAAUUUUACUAGUUUAAAGUCAUUCCUACGGCACAAAUUGUGUUUUUCUACUUGAGUAUUUUAAAGUAUUACAUGUUUUACUUAAUGCAGCUUUUAAUUUUAAAAGAUAUUUAAUCUGUGGCGCCACAGAUACUAUACGAAAUAGACAGGACUCUUAAUAAAUUAUUAUAUCUAGUUUUUUAGUGUUUAAAUCUGCCAAGAUAUGUUAUUUGAACCUCAGCUCUACUGCCAGUACAUAAGGUCGAUGUUUGAACGCAAAACAUAUUUUGGUAGGUACUCGCGAGGCGUGUAUGAAAAAUUAUAGUUUUAUGUUGUGUGAAUUGGUUGAUUUUAACUAUAAAAUGGAUAUAUAAAUUAUA
Messenger RNA from Vanessa atalanta (red admiral), 10158 nucleotides. RefSeq lists its product as uncharacterized. The record is from RefSeq and is a predicted model, not a curated record. Gene Ontology annotation, molecular function: protein binding; DNA binding. The transcript is spliced from 52 exons. Lineage: Eukaryota; Metazoa; Arthropoda; Insecta; Lepidoptera; Nymphalidae. Bases 407 to 8104 code for a protein of 2565 amino acids.